This is a messenger RNA of Balaenoptera ricei (Rice's whale), 2221 nucleotides long. RefSeq names its product arrestin beta 1 (gene ARRB1). Bases 175 to 1515 code for a protein of 446 amino acids. The record is from RefSeq and is a predicted model, not a curated record. Gene Ontology annotation, biological process: G protein-coupled receptor internalization; visual perception; signal transduction. Lineage: Eukaryota; Metazoa; Chordata; Mammalia; Artiodactyla; Balaenopteridae. Gene Ontology annotation, molecular function: G protein-coupled receptor binding. The transcript has 16 exons.
UUCGAUCCCUGGCCCGGGAAGAUCCCACAUGCCACGGAUCAACGAAGCCUGUGCACCACAACUACUGAGCCUGCGCUCUAGAGCCCACGAGCCACAGCUACUGAGCCUGCGUGCCACAACUACUGAAGCCCGCAUGCCUAGAGCCUGUGCUCCGCAACAAGAGAAGCCACCACAAUGAGAAGCCUGCGCCCGGCAACGAAGAGUAGCCCCCGCUCACCUCAACUAGAGAAAGCCCGCGUGCAGCAACGAAGACCCAACACAGUGGGGGGAAAAAAAAAGGUGUUCAAGAAGGCGAGCCCCAAUGGAAAGCUCACCGUCUAUCUGGGAAAGCGGGACUUUGUGGACCACAUCGACCUCGUGGACCCCGUGGAUGGUGUGGUCCUGGUGGAUCCUGAGUAUCUCAAGGAGAGGAGAGUCUAUGUGACACUGACCUGCGCCUUCCGCUACGGCCGGGAGGACCUGGAUGUCCUGGGCCUGACCUUUCGCAAGGACCUGUUUGUGGCCAACGUGCAGUCCUUCCCGCCAGCCCCUGAGGACAAGAAGCCCCUGACUCGGCUGCAGGAGCGCCUCAUCAAGAAGCUGGGCGAGCACGCCUACCCUUUCACCUUUGAGAUCCCUCCGAACCUCCCAUGCUCUGUGACGUUGCAGCCGGGGCCUGAAGACACAGGGAAGGCCUGCGGUGUGGACUAUGAAGUGAAAGCCUUCUGCGCCGAGAACCUGGAGGAGAAGAUCCACAAGCGGAAUUCUGUGCGCCUGGUCAUCAGGAAGGUGCAAUACGCCCCGGAGAGGCCCGGCCCCCAGCCCACAGCCGAGACCACCAGGCAGUUCCUCAUGUCGGAUAAGCCCUUGCAUCUGGAGGCCUCCCUGGAUAAGGAGAUCUACUACCAUGGAGAACCCAUCAGUGUCAACGUCCACGUCACCAACAACACCAACAAGACAGUGAAGAAGAUCAAGAUCUCGGUGCGCCAGUAUGCAGACAUCUGCCUUUUCAACACAGCGCAGUACAAGUGCCCCGUGGCCAUGGAAGAGGCUGAUGACACAGUGGCACCCAGCUCGACAUUCUGCAAGGUCUACACGCUGACCCCCUUCCUGGCCAACAACCGAGAGAAGCGGGGCCUCGCCCUGGACGGGAAGCUCAAACAUGAGGACACGAACCUGGCCUCCAGCACCCUGUUGAGGGAAGGAGCCAACCGGGAGAUCCUGGGCAUCAUUGUUUCCUACAAAGUGAAGGUGAAGCUGGUGGUGUCUCGGGGCGGCCUGCUGGGAGAUCUUGCAUCCAGUGACGUGGCUGUGGAGCUGCCCUUCACCCUAAUGCACCCCAAGCCCAAAGAGGAACCCCCGCAUCGGGAAGUUCCAGAGAAUGAGGCUCCAGUGGAUACCAAUCUCAUAGAACUUGACACCACCGAUGACGACAUUGUGUUUGAGGACUUUGCUCGCCAGAGACUGAAAGGCAUGAAGGAUGACAAAGAGGAAGAGGAGGAUGGUACCGGCUCUCCACAGCUCAACGACAGAUAGACUGGGGCCGGCCCUCCCUCCGGGCAGCUCCAGGUCCACUCUCAUGCACUAGGAUGCUUGUUUGUCUUCUUCCUGCCCUGGUUCCCCCUCCCCUUUGUUCUUCCAGCUUCUACCGGGGGCCCCAGUGGUCUUUCAGGUCACGGUGGUGAACCUCUGGCCUCAGGAUUGGCCCCGUCACCAUGCCGACAGGGCCACGUGCACCACCUUCACCACUCUCGCUGCAGUCACCUCUCCAUCCCCCCCUCUUUUCCUGUUGACCCCCAGAAAGGCCAACAUGGCUCUGGUCUUGGAAUUUGACUUGGGAUGGGAGCAGAAAGGGGAAGAUGGGGCACAAGGGCUUGGAGGGGUGGGGAAGGGGGCUCAAGACACGUGAGAGGAUGUCCACUGUCCCUGGUGAUUAACACAGUUUUGGCAGCUACAACAUGACCGAAUCGAAGGCCAACCUCUGGCUGGGAGGGGCAGACCGGUGGAUAGAUUCUCCAUGCAGUUCUUUUCGCAGUUUGGACCCACCGAACACCUCUCCCCUUCCUCCCCCAUCCCCCCCAUGCCCCUCUGUGACUGACAGUGACAUUAGUGAAGGUUUGUGGACCCCAGGAAUGGAGCAAAGUAGCUGGACUGACUUUCUUACCAGCAGUUACCUAGUCUAAGGCAAGUUGUGUGAAGUAGCCCAAGCCUAUUUCAGUAUCAUCAGGAUGUAAUAUCUUAA